Messenger RNA from Oryza sativa Japonica Group (Japanese rice), 2601 nucleotides. Its product is annotated as protein PSK SIMULATOR 1. Lineage: Eukaryota; Viridiplantae; Streptophyta; Magnoliopsida; Poales; Poaceae. The record is from RefSeq and is a predicted model, not a curated record. Gene Ontology annotation, biological process: positive regulation of growth.
AAAAGACAGGGUCAGCGCGUGGACUCGGCGCUGUCUCGCUGGCUCCCAGGAAAAAAAAAAGAAAGAAAGAAAAAGUAGAGCUGAAAAAGAAAUCGAUCGCUCCCAUCUCCAUCCGCAGCUGGGGCGGGCGACCGAUUGAUCCACUCCAUUCCCCUCCCGAUCUCCAUCCUCAAGCAAGCUACAAGCGCGGCUACUCUCCUCCUCGCGUCGCCUGCUCAUCCCGCGUCGGAGAAAUCGGUUUCGUUUUUUCUUUUCCGCUGUGGUGUGUUUUUCUCCCCGUUCUUGGUGGGCGCGUCUGCUGCGUGAGAGAUUUUUUUGGGUUUCUGCUGGUUGGGUUGGUUAGCUGCUGCGCUUGCUGAGGUUUCUAGUUGUUCUUUGGCCGGAUUGUGUGACUGCGUCCCCAUUUCGUGUUCUUGACUUCUUGUUGGGGGAGGGGAGCAUUUCGUCGAGCACCUUCCGUGCGGCUCGAGCUGUUGUGGGCUGGGGAGGGGAGCGGCCGAGCGGGGGGGCGGUUGUUGGGUGGCGGCGUUAAUUGGGUUUGUUGGGAGCCACCCUUUCAUGCCGUCCUUGCGGGCACGGGCCUCAGCUUGCGGAUGGAUUGCUACAUGCUGAAAUCAAGAAGGCUCGUUGGUGUCGCCGAUGCGUGGUCCGUGGAUGAUGGUGCGGAUGGCAUCAGCGGAUUCCCCGACGCGAUGAGCGCCGCUGCACACAAACAGAUGGUCACUGGUGCCGAGGAAGCCAUGCUGGGGAAGCUGGAAUUGGAUAGUCAAUCCAAUCUCUUCUCCAAUAGUGAUGAUUUUCUUCUUUCCGGGAGCAGUAAGCUGGGAAUUUCCGCAUCAGAAGAUAUAGAUUUGCCUGGGAAACAGGGAUUGCCCGAGUCGACAACAGACAGGCCUGGAAGCAAUGGAUCAAGCAGGGUUCCCAGACUAAGAGUGCUUGGAACAGCCGGCAUGGCUGGAUUUGGGAAGGCAGUUGAUAUUUUAGACACUAUAGGCUGCUUGGUAACAACAAGCCUUAGCACAGAUGGCGGCUUUAUUUCCAGGGCUAAAACCAAAGGAUGUCCGAUAUCAAUUCUUGCUUUUGAGGUUGCAAACACGAUAUUGAAAGGUGCUACUAUUAUGCAAUCUCUUUCGGAAGACACUGUUACAUACUUCAAACAAGUGGUGCUUCCUUCUGAAGGCGUGCAGAAUUUAAUUUCCAGUGACAUGAGUGUGUUGAUGCGGAUUGUAGCCAAUGACAAAAGGGAAGAGCUGAAAAUAUUUUCACAAGAGAUUGUCAGAUUUGGCAACCGUUGUAAAGAUCCCCAAUGGCAUAACCUGGACCGCUAUUUUGUCAAGCUAGAAUCGGAAAAUCCACCACAGAAGCAGCUAAAAGAAACAGCAGUUGCAGAGAUGCAAAAGUUGAUGGAUCUUGUUCAUCGUACAACUGAUUUGUAUCACGAGCUGCAUGCGUUGGAUAGAUUUGAGCAAGAUUAUCGCUGCAAGCUGACGGUAAAGGGAAAUUCAUAUCAGAAAGAUAAUCUUCCAGGAGAAAAUAUUGAGGUCGUGAGAAUAGAAUUGAAGAGUCAAAGGAACUAUGUGAAAAGCUUGAAGAAAAGAUCUUUGUGGUCCAAGACAUUGGAAGAUAUUGUUGAGAAGCUUGUAGACAUCGUGCAGUACUUGCAUUUUGAGAUCAACGCUUCUUUUGGAUCUUCUGAUGAAGGUGAAUUGAGUUCUGAAUCUACUGAAGACUGUCAGAGACUAGGACCUGCCGGACUUGCAUUACACUAUGCAAAUAUUAUCAUACAGAUCUAUAGCGUUGUUUCUCGAUCAGGAUAUAUACCACCAAAUACAAGAGAUGCUCUCUACCAAGGAUUGCCACCAAGAGUGAGAUCGGCACUACCUAAUAGAUUAAGAACUUCGUCAGUGCCUCAGGAGCUCAAUAUUGAUCAAAUUAGGGCUACAAUGGAUAAAACAUUGAAAUGGCUUGUUCCAAUGGCCAUCAAUACCACGUGUGCCCGAGGCUUCUUGCGGUUUAGCGAAUGGGCGAGAUCAGGGACUGAGAGGGUUGGAAGGAGGCCAGGCCAACCGGACGUGGUCGAGACGCUCUACCAUGCGGACAAGGCGAAGACCGAGGACUACAUUCUGGACCUGGUUGUCUGGCUUCACCACCUUGUCAACCAGAGUAACCGGCCGGCAAAUGCAAAAGACAAAGACAAAGAGCAGUCCACCUCACCUCUAACCAAAUCUGAUCUUGACAAGGCACAACAAGAAUAGCACUGCACUGCACUGCACUGCACCGCACUGCACAGCAGCCGACAAGAGCAAAACACCAGACGACGCCUGUGACCUGUCCGAUUGUUUGAUGUGGGCAUUGUUUGUAGGUUGUAAAUGGAAGCUAGGCUUCUUGCUGUUGUCCUAAAACUUGUGGUGGCGACGUGGGCAUGCGUUGCGCUCUGUACAUGUACAUCAGUCAAGUAGGUAGUAGAAAUGAGGAGCCUUUUUUUUUUCUCUCCGAUUAUUUGGUCGUUACAGAGAGGGUUCUAUAAUUUCAUUGUUGCAGCCAUUCGGUUGUCACAUGUUGUACGAAGGGGAAGAUGCAAUAAAAGGCUGGUGAUUCAUA